Molecule: messenger RNA, 1656 nt
Organism: Gymnogyps californianus (California condor)
Lineage: Eukaryota; Metazoa; Chordata; Aves; Accipitriformes; Cathartidae
Gene: CCDC63
Product: coiled-coil domain containing 63
Exons: 11
Coding region: 1-1656 (551 amino acids)
Biological process (GO): cilium movement; outer dynein arm assembly
Cellular component (GO): axoneme
Source: RefSeq, a predicted model, not a curated record
AUGGGACGCUCCCAGCGGGGAGGGCCCUCUUUGAGGCAGAAGCUUUCGGACUUCCCUGUGAAGGAGAAAGAAAAGCUGGCUGAAGCCGAGAUCAGGAGACUGCAGAAACAGUUUCGGAUAGCAGUGGAGAAGAGGAAAUCUUAUGGUGCCAACGUGAGGCAGCAAAUGCAGGCUCAGGAAAAAGAAAUAGAGUCGCUGACUCAAGAACACAAAGAGGUGUCAUUAACGCUGAGCCAGAUCACGUCCCUGAGAAACGCGAUGCUGGAUGACAGAAAUUGUAUGGAGCUCCAAUGCCUUCUGCAGACCAAAUAUCAGUAUGAUUCUCUGAUUAGAGACAGAAAAGCCCUGUUAGCUGACCUGGACAACCAGAUACUAGAGCUGGAAAAAAAGAUCGUGAAGCAAAACCAGAUAGCAGUGAAGGUGAAGCAAGCGAACAGUAGCAAACGGAUGCAAAAGCAGAUUGAGACACUGGAGAUGCGUCUAAACAACGUCACUGUCCAUUUUGAUACCAUCCUGACCAGAAAUAACAAGCUCCGAGAAGAGAUUGAAAACCUGCGAAUCCAGAAAGCCAUUUUGGACAACUUCUACUUGAAGCUCCAUAAGAAGCUGGAUCAGCAGAGGAGAAGGAUGAACACUGCCAUUGAGCAAUCCGCACAAGCCUACGAGCGGCGGACAGAGGCUCUGGCAAGGAUUUCAGCCAUGAAUGAAAGGCACAGCAAAGACACUGUCCAGUACAAUGUCGAGCUGCAGGAGCGGGAGCGCGUCCUUGACCAGGAGACCAAACUGAAAACCUUCAUGCUCGCCAAAUUUACAGAUCGCUCUGAACUGGAGGAACAGGCCAAAAAGAAAAAAGCCUUGAAGGCAGCCCAGCGGGCCAAGCGGAGCCAAGGGGAGAGCUUCGAGAGCCGGGAGGUGGCUUACAAGCGCCUGCUGGAGCUGGCGGAGGACGGGGACAUCGACCGGCUGGUGAAUGGCUUCAUUGAAAAGGAGGAGAAGAACUUCGCCUGCUUCAGCUACGCCACUGAGCUGAACAACGAGAUGGAGAAGAUGCAGUGGAGGAUCAAGGGCCUCCAGAACGAAAUUACGGCCCUCAUGACGGACCAGGAGUACACGGAGAGCAGCAGCCUUCAUGUCCUGAAGGAGCUGGAGGAAAAACUAAUGGAAACCACAGAGGAAGCCAGCCAGUACGAAGACAGAUGCAAAGAGAGCAGCAAAGUCCUGGGCCAGCUCAAAUCUGGCAUGGAAGCCCUGUUCAAAGAAAUCAACUGCGACGCUACGGAGAUAAUGAAGCAGCUCGGAGAAAGCGGGCAGAUCACGGACCUGAACCUGAUGCAGUUUUUUGGUCUCGUGGAAAAGAAGACCAACGAGCUCCUGCUGAUGGAGUCCAUCCUGCGCUACACAUCGGCUGACGGCUCGCACCCGGCCCAGCCCUUCGCCAACCCGCUGCUGGGCGGCACCGGGCUGCUCCGGGUGAUGGAUCGGGCCCAGCUCUGCCCGCCGCCCCCCACCCCGGACGGCACCGCCGACGCCAUCGACGCCUUGGAAGUGCCGCUGGACCACGGCCAGCUGCGCCAGCUGAUUCUCCAGAGCCACGAGAAGGAGCGGGGCAAUGCCGCCGGCACGGGCAAGAAGGGGAAGAACGGCGUUAAGGUGUGA